GAAUAAACUUGUAUUUCAUCUUUCAUCGUUAACCUUUUUGAAGAAAAAUGGCAAGAAUCCACAUUUUUCUCGCCUUUUCUCUGAUGUUUGUUCUUCAAGCCUCGUGCAAAGAUUGCAAAACUCAAUCGUGCUUAAGGAAGCUGUAUAAUUCUAGAGUUACCAGGGCAGAAUACUGGAUAAGACCCUUAAGUGGAUCUGGAAGUUCCGGAAGCUCGGGCAAAUCAAGCGGAGGCCGUGGUUGGUGGCGUGGGAAACGAAGCUUUGACUAUUACUUGCGCCAUGCAGGAGUUGUUGUUACUGUCGAGAAUGGAGACCGAUGGUUGAUCCAUAAGGGGUCGGAUUAUGGUGAUUCAUCUGACACUGUUAUUACAGAUGCUGGUUACAUGUCCGGACAAUGGAGUCAGCUGAAAUCCCGGUCGCUUGGUAGCUGUAGUUACACCGUGAACACGUUCAUGCAGAAUGCACUGAUAUCAAAGCCCUACAAAUUGAUUGGGGCUAACUGCCAGACAGCAGCAAACAAAAUGUGGGAGCUAGUGAAGAGGUGUUAAAAUAGAAAUAGUAAACCUGGAAGCAUUCUCACCUUGAAUGUACCUGUAGUAACAAGAAUAUUCAAUAAAAUUUGCAGAGUUCA
Molecule: messenger RNA, 631 nt
Organism: Saccostrea echinata
Lineage: Eukaryota; Metazoa; Mollusca; Bivalvia; Ostreida; Ostreidae
Exons: 3
Coding region: 48-548 (166 amino acids)
Source: RefSeq, a predicted model, not a curated record